UGUUGUUGUGGUGUCUGCCCUUUUCUUUCACUCACCCUGCCCCCCUUGCUCUGUCCUCGUCACCCGCCCCCUUUCUCUCUCUCCCUCGCUCCUUGAGUCUCCAGUCUGCUUCUGUUGUCUCGGCGACUGGUAGGGUCAGGGAGAGAGGAUCUCGCGAGUCUUGGAGUUUUGGUGAGAGUUUGUGGAAGAUGGCGCCUGUUGUGACAGGGAAGUUUGGGGAGCGCCCUCAACCACAGCGCCUGACGAGAGAAGCCAUGCGGAAUUACCUGAAGGAACGAGGAGACCAAACUGUGCUCAUCCUACACGCUAAAGUUGCACAGAAAUCAUACGGCAAUGAAAAAAGGUUUUUCUGUCCUCCCCCUUGUGUGUAUCUGAUGGGCUGUGGAUGGAAGAAGAAGAGGGAGCAGAUGGAGCGAGACGGCUGUUCCGAGCAGGAGUCUCAGCCCUGCGCCUUCAUCGGCAUCGGCAACAGUGACCAGGAGAUGCAGCAGCUAAACUUAGAGGGGAAGAACUAUUGCACAGCCAAAACAUUGUACAUCUCAGACUCAGACAAACGCAAGCACUUCAUGCUGUCGGUGAAGAUGUUCUACGGGAACAGCACAGACAUCGGCGUCUUCCUCAGCAAGAGGAUCAAGGUCAUCUCCAAACCUUCCAAAAAAAAACAGUCCCUCAAAAACGCAGACCUCUGUAUAGCAUCAGGAACGAAAGUGGCGUUAUUUAACCGACUUCGCUCACAGACGGUCAGUACACGUUACCUGCACGUAGAGGGAGGAAACUUUCACGCCAGCUCACUGCAGUGGGGAGCUUUCUACAUCCACCUCUUGGAUGAUGAAGAGUCGGAGGGAGAGGAGUUCACUGUGCGAGACGGCUACAUUCACUAUGGUCAAACUGUCAAACUCGUGUGCUCUGUGACGGGCAUGGCUCUUCCUCGACUGAUCAUCCGUAAGGUGGAUAAGCAGACCGCCUUGCUGGAUGCAGAUGACCCCGUCUCUCAGCUGCAUAAGUGUGCCUUUUACCUGAAGGAUACGGAGAGGAUGUACCUGUGCCUUUCUCAAGAGAGGAUCAUUCAAUUUCAAGCUACUCCAUGCCCAAAGGAACCAAAUAAGGAGAUGAUAAAUGAUGGUGCCUCCUGGACAAUCAUCAGCACUAAUAAAGCAGAAUACACCUUCUAUGAGGGCAUGGGCCCUGUACACACCCCCGUCACACCCGUGCCUGUGGUCGAGAGCUUACAGUUAAAUGGUGGAGGAGACGUAGCAAUGCUGGAGCUGACAGGACAGAACUUCACUUCAAAUCUGCGGGUGUGGUUUGGUGAUGUAGAGGCUGAAACCAUGUACAGGUGUGGCGAGAGCAUGCUGUGCGUCGUCCCAGACAUCUCGGCGUUCCGCGAGGGCUGGCGGUGGGUGCGGCAGCCGGUGCAAGUCCCUGUAACGCUGGUGCGUAACGAUGGUAUCAUCUAUUCCACGACGCUCACGUUCACAUACACACCCGAACCCGGUCCCCGUCCACACUGCAGCGCAGCCGGCGCCAUCCUCCGAGCGGGCAACACCAGCUUGCUGCUCUCCACGACCGGCAACAGCGCAGGAGGGAACGGAGAAACGGUGCCCUACGGUGCCAACAGCACAUCUAACGCUGUCACAGCGGCGUCCUCUAAUGCAGCCGCGGCUGUGGUGUUAUAACACGCAGCAGCGCUCACAAACUCACAAUGUGCUAUGCGUGAAACAAAUUCAACAGACUACAAACUGUUUGUAAAAGUGCUGCAUAUUGAAUUUCAACAUGCAAAAACAAGGGAUAGAUGGGUGAAAAAGGCAAAACCUGUGGCAAGGACAAAAUAUUUGAGAAUGGUGCUCCUGUGCCCUCUUGUUGUUUUCUCUAAGGAGCCGGUGUGGUGCUAGCAAUAGACAAUGCCUGAGAGGAAACACCAGCACCGGACAACGGGUGUAGAAGACAUGGAGACAAGACCACAGCAAUGAUACAUCAGCCGUGUACAAAAUGCGUCGACUGAAAAUGAUGUUCAGUCUCUUAUGUUUUUUCCUUCCGGUCUGUGAAUGCGAUUGGGUGAGAUGUAUCAUAGCCUGGGAGGCCUAAACUCACACUGAAAAUGGUCACAUUGAAAUUGUGAGAUGACAGUUUUUAUGGACCACGGAUAUUGUAUAAGCUUUAGUAAAGGUACUUUUUUUUUUUUUUCUCCAUACCUUUUUUAUAUCAAACAUUAUAGUACGCUUUUGUUACCAAAUAGGUUCUAUUCCUCCUCUGAGCUUUUUCUGUAUAUAGCUGCUUUCGUAUACAUCUGUUCGGUUAGAUUCCUUCAGUUUUGCUACUUU
Molecule: messenger RNA, 2321 nt
Organism: Sinocyclocheilus anshuiensis
Lineage: Eukaryota; Metazoa; Chordata; Actinopteri; Cypriniformes; Cyprinidae
Gene: rbpjb
Product: recombination signal binding protein for immunoglobulin kappa J region b
Exons: 11
Coding region: 189-1676 (495 amino acids)
Biological process (GO): regulation of transcription by RNA polymerase II
Cellular component (GO): nucleus
Molecular function (GO): RNA polymerase II cis-regulatory region sequence-specific DNA binding; DNA-binding transcription activator activity, RNA polymerase II-specific
Source: RefSeq, a predicted model, not a curated record